Molecule: messenger RNA, 2056 nt
Organism: Salarias fasciatus (jewelled blenny)
Lineage: Eukaryota; Metazoa; Chordata; Actinopteri; Blenniiformes; Blenniidae
Gene: rassf7a
Product: Ras association domain family member 7a
Exons: 6
Coding region: 455-1789 (444 amino acids)
Biological process (GO): signal transduction
Source: RefSeq, a predicted model, not a curated record
AGGAGGAGGGAGAGGGAGAGAGAGAGAGAGAGAGAACUCCAGCGCUCUCUCAGAUCUUGGCUGGGCUGAGGACACCCAGUAGAAGUGCAUUCCUGAGGCAGCCGGCGACGGGAAAGCAGCCGGACAGAGCGGAGGAGACGGCGCGACAUCCUCUAAAUCUCUCCGUGAUCACAUCUGACUGCUUCCGACCUCCGCUGGACUCGCACGCUUCUCACACACACACACGCACACUCGCACGCUCGCCAGCAGCCCAGUCGGCUAGUGGAGGAUCUCCCUGCGCGAGCCACAGCGAGGGGCAGAAUUAAAGAAACGGAGGAAAUUGAAAUCAUUUGAGAGAAGGAAAGGAUCCGCUCUCUAGCUCUCUAACCUGUGUCAUGCAGCGGUGAACUCCGUUGAGCCAAUCUGCAGUGAUCUGAUUUGAAGACUGACCGUCUUACCCCCUAACACUGCCCAGAUGGAGCUGAAGGUUUGGGUGGACGGAGUGGUCCGGGUGGUAUGCGGACUGUCGGAGGAGACUUCCUGUCAGGACGUGGUCAUCGCGCUGGCACAGGCCAUCGGUCAGACGGGCCGUUAUGUUCUAAUCCAGCGUCUCAGAGACACAGAGAGGCAGCUUCUGGCCACGGAGAGGCCUCUGGAGUCUCUGGCAAAGUUAGGCCAACAUGGCAGUGAAGUUCAGUUCUUUCUGCGUCGCACUGGCCCCAGCAGCAGUGACGGACCCAGCUCAAAGCACGAGAGACCCAGCCCUCUUCCUCUGCCCAAGCCUCCAGAGCCAGAGCCUUCGAAGCGGAGUCAGCCGAAGAAAGCCCUGACCUUUAAUUUGGGCCCAUCCACCUCCCCAAAACCCAAGGUCCAGCAGUUUAAAAGGUCUCCUCGGGACUCUCCGGAGCAAAGAGCCUCCCCCUCCCCUUCGCCCAGCCCUUUAUCCCCUCGCGUGCCAUCUCCCUCUCCCUCGCCACCUGUAGGCCCGCCGAAAGAGGAAGUCUUCAGAAAAGUUCUUCAGCAGCAGGAGAGACUGAGGGCCAUCGAGGCCCAGCUGGAAGCUCUAGAAAUGGAGUCUCACACCUGGGAGCGUCCUUACCCUUCACCCUGUCCAUCUCCAGUCUCUGAUGCUCGUUUUCAAGAAGAGAUGGAUGCCUUGGAGCUAGCAAUGCGGAGAAACCAGGCCGAACUUGCACACGAGCAGUACUGGGAGGAGGAGUAUCAAGCAGAGGUGGAAAGGGAGCGAGGGAUGAGGAGGAAGCUGGGGGAGCUCCACGCCAAGCUGGAUGACUGUGGGCGACGGCUCCAUGAGUUCUCUGUUCGCUCUGCUCAGCUGGAACAAGAGAUCCAGCGGGAGAGCCAGGUGGAGGGAAAAGUCAGCGGGCCGGAGGAGUCGCUCGAUGCGGUGAAGGCAGAGCUAUGGAGCCAGGAGAGGAACGGGACGGAGCUGGAGGAGCAGAUAUCUGAGACUGAAAAGGCUCUUGGACAGGCAGAGUCUCUGCUGCAGGGCAAACAGGAGGAGCUGGAGGAGCUGAACAAGGAGCUGAGGCAGUGCAACCUGCAGCAGUUCAUUCAACAGACGGGUGUCGUGCCUGCGCACUCCAACUCGCGCUCAGAGCUUCACGAGCAGCUGGAACAGUUAGAACUUGCACAUUUUCUGCAGGAGGAAUACAGGAAUGGAAUUCCAGAUGAGUCUCCACCUCGCCCCACUGCGAAGCAGUUCAUGGGACAUCCACGCAACCUGCAAAACCCUCUCGUGUCCAGUCUCAACCCAGAGGUCCUGACAUCGCAAGAGUCGUCAUGGAGAUAAAACAUGGACCACAGGGCCAAGAGACAGUUGUUUCACUGUUCUGUCACCAUCACGUCUUAUUUAACCAUUUUAUACCACCGUCAUUCAUUCAUUAUUCAAUUUACCUUGAUUUACAUAAUGUAAAUAUGUUAGACAAAUAUAUUUACAAAGUUUUGCUACUGUAAACAUUUCAAAUGUAAAAUAAUUUAGAAAUCUUUGACUUAGACAAAUUAUUACUAUUACUAUGUAUUUAAAUAUAAUAAAAUGUGCAUUCUGUUUUACAUACGA